Molecule: messenger RNA, 240 nt
Organism: Strongylus vulgaris
Lineage: Eukaryota; Metazoa; Nematoda; Chromadorea; Rhabditida; Strongylidae
Source: the annotation of a GenBank genome assembly
AUGGCGGACAAGGACGAGCAUGAUGCUCCGGAAGAAGAAACGAAGCCAAAUGACAAACAUAAUUGGGGUGCUGCUGAUCUUGAAAAGGUGCGGCAAAAAAUCAUAAACAUCAAAAAGGACGACUUAGAAAUGAUUAUGAAUGAGCUGGAGCUACCUAAGAGCGUUGUCGAGAGGAAAUUGAUAGAAGUGAACGGUGAUCCAAUAGCAGCCAUGAAGAGUUUUAUGGGAUUUGAUCCUUAG